AUGGCUCUUGAAACGAACGGAAUGAUUCCAGGCCUUCGGGAGCCUGCCAAGAGGAAGAACCUGCGUGCACGGGAGCUGGACUUCCAUUCGUCGGCUUGCAAGGUGCCACUGCCGGAGUAUAAGCCCAUGUUCGACGUGCACUUGCAGCAUCUUUGGGUGAACCCUCGGAUCAGGCAUACGAUGCAAAAUGCUGGCUUUCUGGAUGACGACGGCAAGCCAGUAGACGUUGAUGCUCACAGAAGAAAGCUGUUCGUCAUCGAGCAGGAGCUGGCACAGGCAGACAUGGUGGAGCGGUACCGUGCCAGGGACAAGGAGAGAAAGCGCGAGGAGAUGAUCAUCUUGGCCAAGUUCAGGCCGUUCGUGAAGGCCGUCGGCGGCGUCGAGAGGUGUUUCCAGGGCGACCCGGACUGCUUGUUGAAAUUUGAUGUCGUGUCCAAGAUGGCAAGUGACGAGCGACCAGCUGAGAGAACCAAGUCCAUCCGGCACGGCCGCGGCUCUCGUAUCGGCCAUGCGCAUGGCCGAGGACUCUGGCAGCACCUGGACAAAUCGGGAGUUGACUUUCGGCGUGGCGGCUUCGUGACACACACGUCCCCAAAGCUGGAGAACACGGUCCCGAGAAGGUAUAGCACCGGUGUCGUCCCCACCGCCUUUGCCACCGACACAUUUCGUGAGUCACAGGAUUGGUUUCGCCAUGAGAGCGCAGCUCCACGGCCAAGGACGCCGAACGCGACUCCUCGGAAUGUAUCACCUCGAGCCCAAAGAGCCGAAAGAGGCUUCUGGGGAACCCGCUCACCGCGAUCCCUGUCGCCUCGCUCGCCCCGGCGGAGCAUGUCAGAGCGGCCAAGGGACAAGCCGGCGAACCUCUUCGACCGUGCGGAUGAGUCCUUCUGGCUCAGCCCUCGCACACCGAGGAAUCUCAGCAAGGGCAAAGGGGAGGCUGAUUUCAGUGCACCUCGCGGCAGCUUCAGCCGUGGAAGGUCCGAAGGUGUACCGGCCCGCAUCAGUGCGCGACAGCUCAGUCCUCGUCUGGACGUGAGCCCUCGAGGGCGGGAGGUUCGGAAUGUCAGCCCACGAGACACUCUGGGUGAGGAUCGAGACUGUCGAAGCCCGAGUGCAGCGAGGGCCCAGAGUCCGAACUGGAACAUGUCGGAGGACUGGAUGGCGUAUUCGCGUCCUCGAGAUCCCAGCCCGGUGGCUGUAAAAGUUGACCGCGCGAUGCCGUCGUCGAACUUCAGCUCAGCUGUGCGACGAAUGCAUAGUGGGAAGAUCACUCGCAACUCCGAGAAUUGGUUGAGAAUGAACGGUGAGGAUGCCAAGCCCACUCUGUCGGCAAUUGCAAACAGCGAGAACUUCCAGAUCUCCCGCGGAAAGAGAACAGGCUUGAACAAGGACCCAGAGAUUGCCAAGCACUUGAUGCGUUUCGAAGCACACAGGGUGCCAGAGCCACCUCCGACGAACCGCAAACAUCAGUUCUCGGACAAUCCCCAGGUGGUCAAGCACGUGGAGGAGCUGCGUGCCCUCAGCCCACGCAGGCUGGCUGAUGCAGCUUUGGCCGACACCCUGAGCCCAGCAGGAAAAGCAUCCGCGACAGUAUCGGUUCAGCAUAGAACCAGCGGUGAGAUGGCCGCGGCCGUGCAACCGGAGCUUUCGCCGCGCACCGGUGGAGCAGAGAAAUAUCUGGUGGGUGAUGAGUUGGUGGACAUUGAGAACAGUGGUCUGCGCAAAAGCCACUCCACCAAGAAGGCCGAGCUGCCUUCAACAGCCAUGAGUCCCGACAGCUUCGGUCCAGAUCGGAGACACGCCAACUUUGGCAGGACUCCUGUUGACCAGGUGAGAGAGCACAUCCAGCAGUCGGCCUCUCCUCGCUUCAACUUCUCCUUUUGCGGAUCCAGCAAAGUCGGCCAUCCCGAGCUCACGACUGGAGCGGGAGAGACGCCGGGGGCCUUAGAAUGCGGCUAA
This is a messenger RNA of Symbiodinium natans, 1959 nucleotides long. NCBI's taxonomy places the organism in Eukaryota, Dinophyceae, Suessiales, Symbiodiniaceae. The record is from the annotation of a GenBank genome assembly.